UGACAAGAAUUUUCACGAUCAGGCACAUGGAACCCUGUAUUAUCAUCCACGGCGGCUGCAGAACGAUACCUGAUGAAUAUCAAGAGUCCGUAAGACAGGGUGUUAAGCUCGCAGCUAGGAAAGGAUAUGAAGUUCUUCUUGAGGGAGGAAGUGCAGUGGAUGCUGUUGAGGCAGCAGUAAGAAACAUGGAAGACAAUUCAAUUUUUAAUGCUGGACAUGGAUGUGCUCUUACAGCGGAGAACACAGCUGAGCUUGAUGCCUUCAUUAUGGAUGGACAUAAUUUAGCAACAGGUGCCGUGGCCUGUGUUCAAGGCAUUGCCAAUCCAGUUUCUUUGGCACGACAUGUCAUGGAAGACACGCCUCACUGUUUGUUAGCAGCAGAAGGAGCCUUAAAGUUUGCUAGGAAGAUAGGAUUUCCUGUUCUUGAGAACCCACUGGAACUUGUGACAAAUGAAUCACAUGCACGGUCUGCACAAGGGGAAAAUUAUGUUGCUAUGGCUGAAAACUAUUUGAGCACAGGAGAUGCUGACAACAAACAGGGAUUUGACACUGUGGGGGCACUUGCUUUGGACUCGCAUGGAAGACUUGCAAGUGCUACAUCAACAGGUGGAUUGCCCAUGAAAAUGCCAGGAAGAGUUGGCGACACCCCCUUGGUUGGAUGUGGAGGGUAUGCUAAUACUGUAGCGGCUGCCUCUACAACAGGACAUGGGGAAUCGCUGAUGAGAGCUGUUCUGGCAUGGGAUGUUGUACGAAAUGUAGAGGAUGGUUUGAGUCCUGCGCUAGCCUGUGAAAAGUCUGUCAAUAAGAUGGCAACUUCAAUUCAAGGUGUUGGUGGGGUUAUAGCACUCAACAGCAAUGGAGAGUUUGGGAAAGCUUUUUGCACAGAUCAUAUGGCGUGGGCAUCUGUUAGUGGACGUGUAGUUAAAUUUGGCCUGGGUGAUCAGGCUGAUGACCAAGGGGUUCCCUUUUAAACAUUUAAUUAAUGUCAUUAUUACAAAAAAAACAAAAAUGAGACUUCUUAUUACUGAUAGUUUAAGUAUAAUAAUAUUAUGAUAACAUGCAAUUUGAUACAACAUGACACAACACAAAAUGACAUGACACAAUUUCCAGCUGGUUCCAAACCCAAAAUUUUUCUUGGGAGGCUGAGGAGAAAUGGAUUUUUUUCUGGAACAAGACAAUGCUUUUUUUUAAAAAUAUACUGCGAAAAUAUGUCUUAACAUACAUUGUAUUUCUUGUUUUAUAUGUGAUAUUUGUAUUUAGCAUUUUCUAAAAACACUGCAAUUAUUAGUAUUAUUUUAAAAAUAGAAAAUUUUGUAUAUCUAUUUAGAAUGAAUGAGUAUGACAGUGAAAGUUGUAUUUAAUAUUUUUUUAUUACAAUUACCACAAUUAUUUUAAAAGUAGACAGUCCUAUAUAUCCUUUUAGAAAACAGAAUCAUUGUACAGUGUAUUCUAGAAGAGAUUUUUCAACAUAAAGUGAAAUCCACUUUUUUAUUACU
Molecule: messenger RNA, 1496 nt
Organism: Orbicella faveolata
Lineage: Eukaryota; Metazoa; Cnidaria; Anthozoa; Scleractinia; Merulinidae
Product: isoaspartyl peptidase/L-asparaginase-like
Cellular component (GO): cytoplasm
Molecular function (GO): asparaginase activity
Source: RefSeq, a predicted model, not a curated record